UGGGUUUGUAUGGGGCCGUGUAUGACCGGGUGUGGAUUCAUUUUCUCAUGCCAGCGGUGUUUGUGGGAACGCGUUAUAGACAUUGUAUGCCUCGCCCUUCACUUCGUCUCACGGGCGUUUACCUAUUUUGCGCUCUUCCCGCUCCUUGCCAAUAUGAUUCACAUGUCGUUAUUAACAGCUUUAGAUGUUAGAAGCUUCGUCCUGGGAUAACCGACCUCAUGACUCGAGCCACCCGUGGAUCUUCAAUUAUUUACACAUGCGGAGGAACUCCGUUUUGUGUUCUUAUUGCUCAUACCUCCGUGUCCUUGGCCUAGGAAGGUCGAAGUUAUCGCUGAGGGCUUCAUUCAGUCCCUCACGGCCUAGCUUCGUGAUCAUCACUGGAAAUUCGAUCACUAACAAUACCAGCAACAUAUCUAGACCAAGUCGGGAUCGAUGGCACACUCCUCCAAUGAGAUGCCACAAGCUACGCCAGAUUUUGCUGCUCAAUCCAACGUUUUGACAGCAGUGGAUUCUCUAAAGUCGCGAUUUAUGCGUGAGUGGUCUAGGGAUCCUUCGGUAGAAGAGGCUGUUUUGUGGAAUAAUGCCAAUAAGGACCUAAUAUGUUGGAAUUGUGCUCAGUUGAAGGUCGAAUGCGCUCCGGCCACCUCCGAGUCUUUGCCAUGUACGAGGUGCAUCAUGCUCAAAUCUCAGCAAAUAUGUACAAGAGUUAUCGAAGAGCGACGUGCUCGGGUGAAAAGAAUCAUGAAUUUGGACGAAGACACCUUCAUUGCGUUGAAAACGACCUGCUUUCAGAGUACUCGUCCUUCGCCACACUUCCAAACCUACUCCUCAGAUAUCGUUAGCUCUCCCCGUAAUGGUGUGGUCAUCGUUUCCCCAGAAACAGAAAUAUCAAGAUUAUCGAGUCCUAACCUCGCAAAUUACAACAUUAGACAACGCUCCUACUCGACGCCAAGUAUUCAAAUAGAUACCCAGCCUGGCGUCCCUCCAAACGUGGCUUCCUCACCCUCUUCGUCGACCUCCCUGUCGACCACUCCUCGCCGCAUGUCCACUCCGGAGGUCAUUGAUCUCACUGGUGAUUUCGACACGACCGUCUUCCCCUCUCAGGCUAAACCCCAAUCUUCCCGUCAGCAGACGGUAUCCUCGGCUAGAAAUUAUCCAGCUGGUCACAGCGGCCUCAGUCAAAGCUGCCCUGCAACAAGUACUUCCCAUUUCCGCCAGCCUUCGUAUCAACCUGGAUCUCCUUUUGGCGUCUUUGCAUCAGGUCAUGCAUCACUACCUAAUAUUCGACAUAGCGUCCCGAAUAGUGAGCACUCAGUGCAUUCACCAGACCGUAGAAGUAGCUUCGAAACCGAAUUGUCCUCCGCCUCUCCCCGAUAUUUCCUUCCUUCCCCACCUACUUCAGCCCCUGCCGCCCCCAUGGUAUCGGGUUUCUCUUCUACCUCUCUUCUACCGCCUCCGUCUACCGCUCCUGUUAUGAACAUUCCAUCAAAUUCACUACAUUCAUCCUUCACCUCGCCUGCAGAUGUGAGGACUUCCACUCUCAGAUACGAAGGAAGUACGUCAACCAAAGAGGCCAUCAUUAACGCAGUUCAGGGAGAGGUCGCGAAAAUUCGAGAAGUCACUUGGAUGGUCGCACAGAGGAAUCAACAGAUGCGCUCAAUCAGUGAACAUUAUGAACGAAGUGGUAUCCUCAUAAAGCAGGAGGUCCCACAACUGGGUACCGACUUUGGGGGUGGAACCACAAGUGCAAGUGCUGGAGAAACAAUAGCCCGUUUACAAGACGAGCUUGACACGUCUCGGCAUCUCAAUCAGAGACUUAUGCAACGUAACGACGAAUUGAGGUGUAUGCAACGGGAAACAGACGAGCUACGCCAUGCCUACAGAGACCUUUUACAGAGGAAUGAGUCGUUGCAGCGGCAACAGAAGAAGGAUAAUCCAGUGCGGAUGAUGAGGCACUUGCACGUGUCCUCUCCCGACUGUGAAGUCAGAAGUAGAGAUGGGGUCGAAUCCCCAUCCGAUACAGUUGGGCAAGGUCAACGUUCGGAACUUGACUUUACGUUGAGUCUGCUAAAUAUGACUAAAGAAGAGUUGAACAACAUGAUGGCAAUGGGGACAACUUUACAAAGAACGACUGGACUUAAGGACAUUGAAAACGGUUGAAGGUCUUCCAUUUUUCUCCCUCUUUCGGUGUACUCACCUCCUCCCUCUCUACAUACAGUCACUGUGUCUCACCAUAUUCGUCGCAUCAUCGCUGAGCAUACCAACCUCCAGUUACUGAUUCGUCGUCUCACAAAAACACGAAGUGAUUACUCUUCUGAAAGAAUUGGGAGAGCUAACAUGUUGGAAUUGUGCGACGAGCUGGAGAAACAACUAAGCCAGAUGGCUCAAAGAAUGUUAGAAGGCUUACCGAAUGGGUUUGAGGGCAUUAUGGGAGCCCUGAGGAAUGAGAAUGAGGGUGGUGUCGAAACCAAUGGUCCCGUCUCAGGCAGUGACGGUUCACCAACUAGCCCCGGCGCUCGUGGACCAUUGAGCCCCAGUAGCGCCAGCACUCUCAGUAGUCCGGAUGCGAGAACAGGACUGAAGAGGAGAAGGAUCGGUGAGAUUGAAGCAGAUUUUGAUUGACAACUAUAGGUUUUUACGUCCGACGAGACUCCGAUACUUUGUAAUCGGGGAUCGACAAGGAAGUAAUAUGUUCUUCCCUGCUUCUCGAACACUGUCCAGGCUCAGAAGAAUAUCACGUUUAGUUCAAUUUACAUUACACUCGACGUUUUAUGCGUCAGCUAUGACAGUUUUCUAUUCGCCACCAGUUGACCACCGAUUACCCGUACCGUAGUCAUUGAUGUCGACGUAUACAUUGUGGUGCUCACAUAAUAAUACACGUUAUCAGCGACGGAUGCC
Marasmius oreades (fairy-ring Marasmius) is the source of this 2898-nucleotide messenger RNA. RefSeq lists its product as uncharacterized. The coding region runs from base 433 to 2160 and encodes 575 amino acids. Lineage: Eukaryota; Fungi; Basidiomycota; Agaricomycetes; Agaricales; Marasmiaceae. The record is from RefSeq and is a predicted model, not a curated record. The transcript has 4 exons.